AUGCCCGCAGGGAGUGACGAAGGUGUCGCUCGGACCAUUGUCCCUGAAGAUGAAGAUGCGAUGAAUGAAUUGGCUCAUCGUCUUGGGGAACAAGAAGCCGUCCUUGAAUCCGAGGUGCGCGCCCAAGAACCAACACUAGAAGACGAAAAGUGCCCUCAGAGUCUUUACACAGAGCCUGUUUCUAUCGCUCCUCCCGGCUCCAAUCACGAAGAUUAUAAUACCCCUAAGAGCGGACACGAUAGAGACUCAUUUGACGAGUCAUUAACAGGUUCAGUGGUACCCAACACGGGUUUUGAGCCCAGCCAAGAUGGUGAUGAAUCAGAGGCGCAACUUUGCUCGCCUCGGUCUCUCCAUGAGGAUUCAACAACUUGGAUUGAGAUACCCACCAGCGACAGGGAAGCUUUAUUUUCGUCAUUUUUCAAUCACAGCCAGCCUAUUGUACGACCAGAUGUCGAAUGCCCCGUUUUGACGGCGGACGGUGACCUUGAGCAUAUAUCGAUUGAAAGCUAUUGGGAUCUUGGUCUUCUUUGCCCGGACUUGUUGACGAUAUGGGAGAAUAGCCAGCUGUCAAAUAGCGAAGUUUCUGAGCCGAUCCCAGUUCCCUCAGGUACCUUCUUCAUGUUCCUUAUUGCUUCAUCAUCAAUAGUAUAA
Molecule: messenger RNA, 651 nt
Organism: Clonostachys solani
Lineage: Eukaryota; Fungi; Ascomycota; Sordariomycetes; Hypocreales; Bionectriaceae
Source: the annotation of a GenBank genome assembly